This is a messenger RNA of Anoplophora glabripennis (Asian longhorned beetle), 1062 nucleotides long. Its product is annotated as H/ACA ribonucleoprotein complex subunit 3. The transcript is spliced from 3 exons. Gene Ontology annotation, biological process: positive regulation of telomerase RNA localization to Cajal body; rRNA pseudouridine synthesis; snRNA pseudouridine synthesis. Gene Ontology annotation, cellular component: box H/ACA telomerase RNP complex; box H/ACA snoRNP complex. Lineage: Eukaryota; Metazoa; Arthropoda; Insecta; Coleoptera; Cerambycidae. The record is from RefSeq and is a predicted model, not a curated record. Gene Ontology annotation, molecular function: box H/ACA snoRNA binding; telomerase RNA binding. Bases 77 to 268 code for a protein of 63 amino acids.
UUAAUUCUGUGAUCAUCAAUCAUCAUAACAUAACCUCAAAAUAACACGCCAGCUGAAGAGAAGAUAAAAUCAAAAAAUGUAUCUGAUGUAUUAUUUAGAAAAUGGGAAACGAGUAUAUACCUUAAAGAAAACGGAUCCUUGGGGAAAUCCUACAGAGUCUGCUCAUCCAGCUCGGUUUUCACCUGAAGAUAAAUAUUCCAAACAAAGAAUAAUAAUUAAAUCACGAUAUGGGCUUUUAAAGACACAAAAACCGGAACCUGUUUAUUAGAAAAGUGGAUUGUAGUAUGUAGAAAAAUAUACAUAUUUCCAACAAAAGGCUUAUAUGUGGAAUUAUCAUGUCAAAUUAUAUGUAUACAGUUUUAUUUACACACUUGUGACGAGUUUAUAAAAAGAUUUUAGUUUUAAUUUAGCUGCAACUUUACCUUAAUCUUAAUCCUAAUAUUUUUACUUUGUUUAUAAAAAUUUGGUCUUAACCUAAUUAAGAAUUGGUAAUUCAAAUAUUACAGACUUUUGCACUUGCAUACUUGUCGUGGUAUUAGUCUUAAUCUAAGAAGUUAAAAGAUAGGAACUUUCAAAAGACUAUUCUUUAAGACGUUAAUCUUUAAAACUAUGACUUGGUCAGGAUUUUUAUAAACGUGCACAUUGAAAUCUGUAGAUUUCACUUCUUAGGGUAAAGACUAUGGCUAAGUUAGGACCAAGACCUUUUUAUAAACUUACCACCAUUUCAUUAAUUACAAUUUUUUUAUUCAUCUGUUUACUAUAGUAGGUAUUGUGGAUUAUAAUACAUAAUUAUGUAUGUAUAUGUAUCAGUAACAUCUAUGAUUUAAAUGUUUUGUGAAAUAAGUACUGUAAAACUGUGCAGAAUUGUAUUAUAAUCAAUUAUUAAGAUCAUGUUGAUUAAAUCUUUCUUUAAAAUUGUGCAUUAAUAAUAGCAGGGUAUGAAUUUUAUAGGUGUUCAGCCCUUUUAAAGAACUCAUAAAAAUAUUUGUCUGUACAUACUAAUUGUAAGUAUAAAGCUAAAUGUAUGUAACAAUAUAUUUCAAUAGAUAUUUUCUAAUAGAA